UAGAGGGUCUGUGGAAGAGUCAGUCAAGUUUUCAGCAGUAUACUGGUCUAGGAGCAGCUUCGCCUUAUUUACUUUGAUUUAUUUACCCAAACCACGUCACAGUUUAACGAUAUCCUUAUAACAUCUCCCCUCUAUCAAACCAGUCCUGAUGGGACCUUUUGUUCCCAUUCUUCUCUAUAAAUAAUCCAGCAGAGCUCUUACAAAUAUACACUGUUCUCAGUGUGCAGUUUUUAUGAUAUUUAGAAAGCUGCUUUAUUUUUAGCCAACUUUUUAGAUCUUGUCUUGAACUAAAAGCAGCAGUGUGCAUUACUUUUGUCAUCCUCAUUUAUGUUAAAAUACCAAACUGCAGGCAUGGCCCCAGCUUUUCCCACCUACUUUAGUAAUGUGAGGUAAACAUCAUGCUGUAAAACAGUGGUGGAAAAGUGGCAGCCCUCCUCAUCACUCAGUGUGGCCUUUGAAAUAUCAACAUAUUGUAAACAUGAACAUUCAUAAAGUUAAACUCCCAUAAAUUCUUUAUUCAUCUCAUAAGUGAAAUAUUUGAAGACUUUUUUGUUUCAAUCUUGAUGCUUACUGCUUGCACCUCAUGAAAGUCAAAACUAUCUCAAGAUAUUAGAGAAUAUUGUGAAAAAUGAAAAUGCAAAUGUUUCCCAAGUCUUCAUUCUCUGUAUUUCUGGAUCAGUACACAUAAUGUCAACAUUUCUGUCUUGUAGAUCCUUUUUUCUGGACUGGUAUUUUGUGAUAUUCUAAUACUUUGAAAUAGUGGCUCUUUUUUUUUUGUCCUCGAUAAUUUAUGCGACAAAGACAAGAGAUGCAGAAAGCACAUGUGUUGGACUAGUGGUGUAGACAGAGGAGAUGUGAGAGUGAACCUGGCAGCAGGAACAACAAUAAGAUGAAAUCUGUUUACGCUCUUAAGGGAAAGUUAAAUAUUUGACUGUGUGAAUGCAAGACGGACGUAGACAAAUAUGUCUGAAGACUUUUUUAAUUUCUCUGUCACAGUGCCACGUAGACUGAAUAACUAUGUGAAUUUGGAAAAUGUUCUUCCCCUGUUAUAUUGUGUCCUCAAAAUCAAAACAAGAGCAAAAAGUGCUUGUAAAAGAGAGAAAGAAAACCUGCAGGAUGAGGACUCUCGGCGGGACUACGACUACAUGCUGGACCAUCCUGAGGAGUACUACCAGCACUACUACGCCUACUACCGUCGACGGCUCACUCCCAAAGUGGACGUCAGGGUCGUCAUCCUUGUCACCAUCUGUGCCAUCUCCAUUUUUCAGUACUACAGCUGGCACAGCAGCUACAACGAGGCCAUCAACUACCUGGUAACCGUCCCCAAGUACCGAAUCCAGGCCACCGAGAUCGCCAAGCAGCAGGGCCUCCUCAACCGCACCAAAGAGAAGGGCAAAAACCGCCGCUCCAAAGAGGAGAUCAGGGAGCAGGAGGAGGAAGUGAUCAGAGAAAUCAUCAAAACAAAGAUUGACAUUAAAGGAGGAUACCAGAAACCCAACCUGUCUGACAUCCUGCUCUGUCAGAUCGUCCUCUUCCCGUAUUAUCUGACCAACUACGUGGCUUGGUAUGUCUCCUGGGUUUACCGCUUUACGAUCUGCAGGGAGGAGUACGGAGAUGAGGAGAAGCUCUACAUCAUCAGGAGGUUCAUGAAGAUGUCUCAGUCUCAGUUCGACAGCCUGGAUGAACACAAUAAACAAACCUUCCUGGAGAAAAAACUCUGGAUCAAAGAGAACUUUGAGUCUUACAGGAAGGAGCAGGAGGAGGAGAUGAAGGUGAGGAUGGCGACCGACCCAAGGAUGAAGAGAUACCGACGCUGGAUGAGGAACGAGGGACCGGGGCGACUGACCUUCAUCGACGACUGAUCACCACAAGCUCCGUCUGUCACAAACAUGCCUGCCUCAGUGCCGCCACGCACGGACACAAGCCGCGCUGUGUGGAGAAUCGCCUGUACAGAGAGUUAACUUUGUCUGUUUAUACAGCGAGAGAUAUUUUCAUAGCAAUCAGGACUCGAUGAGAAGACGUCUGAGCGGAUAAACUAUGAGCAUGGGCUGCAGAUUUCUGAGUCAUUUUUUACAUCAUGCUGGGGUUAUUUUGUUUUUUAAACCAACAUGUCAGAUAUGUUUCAAAUGAAGUUUAAAGAUAUCAUGAUUUUCUCCAGAUGCUUUUUGUGGGGCAGAGUUUGUCUGGUUAAAAACCAACAGUACUGUCAAAGUGUCCUUGGGCGUGGCAUCAGACAGCUGCCUGCUCACUCUGUUUGCUGCUGCAGACUGUCAGUUAAAGGCUGCUAGCAUUUGUUGCUUUUUUUGUUGAAUAAAUCAGGGCCAGAGAA
This is a messenger RNA of Cheilinus undulatus (humphead wrasse), 2329 nucleotides long. RefSeq names its product DnaJ (Hsp40) homolog, subfamily C, member 25 (gene dnajc25). Lineage: Eukaryota; Metazoa; Chordata; Actinopteri; Labriformes; Labridae. The coding region runs from base 963 to 1862 and encodes 299 amino acids. Gene Ontology annotation, biological process: protein folding. The record is from RefSeq and is a predicted model, not a curated record. Gene Ontology annotation, cellular component: endoplasmic reticulum membrane. The transcript has 5 exons.